This is a messenger RNA of Equus quagga, 2847 nucleotides long. RefSeq names its product nuclear body protein SP140-like. The transcript is spliced from 25 exons. NCBI's taxonomy places the organism in Eukaryota, Metazoa, Chordata, Mammalia, Perissodactyla, Equidae. Gene Ontology annotation, molecular function: protein binding; DNA-binding transcription factor activity, RNA polymerase II-specific; DNA binding. Bases 307 to 2565 code for a protein of 752 amino acids. Gene Ontology annotation, cellular component: nucleus. Gene Ontology annotation, biological process: regulation of transcription by RNA polymerase II. The record is from RefSeq and is a predicted model, not a curated record.
CGCUCUCGUCAGAUUCUAAGAAGGCACAGAGGCAGUGAAAGUCUGACCAAGUGUGAUCCUAGGCCAGCUCCGUGGCCCAGCGGGGCCAGGAAUAGAAGAUGGCAAGUGGAGGCAGCGCCUUCAACUGCAGCCUGCUUCUCAGAUAGAAGAGAUUACACAUAAAUAGACAAUGAAGAAAUCAGAGUUUUAAAAUUGCUGUGGAACUUGAGGUCACCCUGACUCGCUUCGCCUCCUUUUUGUGUAAAUGCUAUGCAGCUGAGCGGCGCUGUUGGAACUUCCUGGUCCACGUGAGGCUGUGCUGCAAGGAUGUUCCCAGGCGACCAGAAUCCAGAGGACCAGAACUCUGUGGAGCAGUUUUUCUCUGAGCUCAUUUUCAGGCUAUUCAAAGAAAAUAAGGUGGAGAUUGCAAGCGCAGUAACGAAGCCAUUUCCUCUCCUUAUGGGCCUCCGGGACCGCGGCUUCAUCCCUGAGCAGAUGUAUGAAGAUUUUCGAGAAGCUUGUAGAAAUCUGGUCCCGGUGGAGAGAGUGGUAUAUGAUGUUCUCAGUGAACUGGAGAAGAAGUUUGACAAGAAUGUUCUGGAUGCCAUAUUCAGCAAGGUCAACCUGAAGGCCUAUCCUGAUUUAGUUGAGAUUUUAAGAAACUUCCAAAAUGUGAUACGUGACAACUUUCAAUACCAAAUUAUUGAUGAAGAAGAGACAAAGGGGGUGCUCAACUUCCAAUUAUACCAUGAACAAGACGACAGCCUACCUAGAGAUAGAAUCGCAGCGCAUCUCAGUGAUGGACAGCAGAAGAGUAUAAGGGAAGAAGAUUCAUUUUGUGACCCACAUGGUACAAUAAAAACCCAGAAAAUGACAAACGAAUGUGCCCAAGAAUCUGAACAAGCAGUGUCCUGUGAACACUUACCUCUCCCAAUGGAUAAUGUUAGAGGAUUAGAAGAUAGACCAAGCUUAUUGCCAUGUGAUAUACAAGUGUCCUGUGAACUUGUAAAUCUACAAAUGGAUGAAGGAGAAGAAUCAGAAGAAAUGCCCAGUUUAGUACCUUAUGAUGGAGAAGGAGAACCAGAGAAGGUGUUCAGCCUACUGCCAGCUGAGAGAAAAGAGGACAGCAAUGCCUGUUCAGAGAUCUGUGAUGCAGAAGAACCCCGGGCAGCCUCAAGCUCCCCACCAAGAUGUGGGCCAGUGUCCUGUGAUCCUGAAGCUCCCCAAAGGACCAACGAAGAAGAACCAGAGGAGGUGCCCAGCCAACUACUAUGUGAUGGAGAAGCAGAAGGCAACAGUGCCUGUUCAGAAAUGUGUGAUGAAGAAGAGCUCCAGGAAGCCUUGAGCCCACCACCAGAAAGUGGACCAGAUAAGGGAGGAGGAGAGCCACCAGCACGUGGAAAUGAGAAAUGUUCCUGUAUUAUGUGCUUCUCAAAAGAUGUGCCAGGAGAUCUGGAAUCAAGGGUUGGAAGUAGCCAGGGACGUGACACAAUGGAUACUGUGGAUAUUGGAAACAACUCUAGUUUGGGAAAACCCAAGAGGAAAAGAAAAAAAAAGAAAGGGCAUUCCUGGACAAGAAAUAGAAGGAAGUGGCAGAGAAACACACAUCAACAAGGGAACAUGAGAGGCAGAUCUAAAGUCCACUUGACUGCUAGUGACAGAGCCCGAAAGAAAAGAGUCCAGUCAAGUGGGUCAAGAAAGUACACAGAUAAAAGUGUAGAUUUUCACUCUCAAAUACUUCCUGUGACUUGUGGUCUGGUGAAGGGGAUGUUACAUAAGAGGAAAUUGAACCGAGGAGCCUUGGUGAAGAGCAUACAGCGUGAAGAUGGAAACUGGCUGACUCCCAGGGAAUUUGAAGUCAAUGGAGGCUUCGCAAGAUCAAAGAACUGGAAGCUGAGUGUACGCUGUGGUGGGAGGCCCCUACGAUGGCUGAUGGAGAAAGGAUUUCUACGUAAUCCUGAAAGAAUUUAUGGCAGGAGAAAAAAGCAGACAAUACUGAAGUCUCCCAACAAUGCCUUAGUAGACCCCUAUCUGGGAAACUCAGAUAUAUGUGAGAUGUGCCGGGAUGGAGGAUGGCUGUUCUGCUGUGAUACUUGCUCGAGAUCUUUUCAUGAGGACUGUCACAUCCCGCCUGUGGAAACUCAGAGGAACCCGUGGAGUUGCACCUUCUGCAGGAUGAAGGAGUCUUCAGGAAGCCAGCAGUGUCACGGGGAGCCUGAGGUCCUGGAGAGGCAGAUGGGGCCUGAGGAGCAGUUGAAAUGUGAGUUCCUCCUCCUGACGGUCUAUUGCCAUUCAGAGAGCUCCUUUUUUGCGAAGAUUCCAUAUUAUUAUUAUAUGAAAGAGGUUUCUGAAAAACUAAAGAAUCCCAUGUGGUUGGACAAAAUUAAGAAGAGACUAAAUGAACAGGUCUACCCCCAGGUGGAAGGGUUUGUGCAGGACAUGCGCCUCAUCUUUCAGAACCACAGGGCAUCUUACAAGUACAAUGACUUUGGCCUAAUGGGACUGAGACUGGAGGCGGAAUUUGAGAAGAAUUUCAAGGAAGUGUUUGCUAUUCAGGAAGCAAAUGAGAACAGUUCACUGGUGUAGUGGAUGCUGGUGGUGCCCCUUUGGGCAGGCUUCUCAACCUCCAGCUGCUGUGAGAGUUCGCUGCUGAUGCCACCCCUCCCCAGAAUAUUGCCUUUGGCCAAAUGGACCCACCCUCACCUGCAAGUUACUCCUCCCUGGAUUGGAGCCGGGCCCCAGCCCCAAGGUGGAGCUAGUCUCCAGCUGUCACCACAUCCUUGCUUAGCUUUUCCCGCCAUAACAUCUUGCUUCCCCCACUUCUCCUAAGAGAACUCUCACAAUAAAUCGCUUACUUAAGAGACUUUA